AUCGGGAGACGUACAUAAAGCUUUGAGUUGAAAUGAAAUGUUACUAGAAUCGUGAGCUUGCGUUAGUUAAUGCUGUAUGAUGUGUUUUAUGGUGUAAAUGAGACAUUUUAAAACGUGGUAUCGUUUUACAUAAUGAUGCGUGCAUAUGUAAAUUUUGCCUUAUUGAAAGUUUCGAAAUGUAGUGUUUUUUUAUUUAUGGAAUUCGUCGCAUGCGGCUACUUAAGGAAAGAAGUUGAAUGGACGACAACUCUCUGACAGCGAGACAGGACGAAUCCACACAAAAAUCUAGGAUGGGAUUAAACCAGCUUGAGGGAAGCCAUAUUAGUGUAUGAUGAUAUCGCAUUAUACACUGCCGAUAUAAGGCGUUGAAGUUGUCAUGUCAAAUUGAUAUUGCAAAACCUAGUGUGUAAUGACAUUUUUAAAAUGUGUUCAGUUAUUUAAAGUAUUAAAAUUUUGUUGAUAAGACACAUAUCUUAGGUUUUAUAACCUAGAUAUAAAUAUCGACAACAAAUACAAUCAUACACAAAGUACUAUGAUGUAUGUUUUCUUUAUGUAUCAACGCAAUGCAUCUGCUUGUUAAAUUCAAAGGAUUUUGUUGCUUAUAAAAGGCUAUAAGAUUAAAACAUAAACACAUGAAACAAGAAACAGAAAAGUUCAUAAUCUUUAUUACAGUUAACAAUGGAAGAGAAUUUCGGUGAAAUACGCGAUACUUCAAUUAUAAAUGUCACGUUAUACAACAUGUCUAUUCCGACAGAACGAGAAAAUGCCUUAUACGACAUGAAUAUGGCUCUCUUUCGUAUCCAACUUCCGGCUUUUAUUUACACCAUCGUCCUCAUGGUGGUCGGUACUCCUGGAAAUGUGUUAGUUUUGUAUGUUUACUUCUAUAAAUGGCGAAGAAGUACGUCGCGAAUGUUUAUCCUUUUCCUAACAUCGUUGGAUUUAAUCAAUUGUGUAACAACGUUACCGAUGGAAAUAUAUAUAUCGCGCUUCUCGAUUGUAAUCGACAUGCCGUGGCUGUGCAAGAUAUCCCGAUUUUCUACGUACACAAUGAACAGUGCGUCAGCCGCUAUACUAGUGGCAAUUGCCGUGGAUAGAUACCGGAGAAUUUGCCGUCCCCACGGGUCGCAAUUUAAUGCGACCAAUUCCAAGUACAUUUGUAUUGGUUGUAUACUAGUUGCUUUAGGGUUAUACUCUUGGCCGUCACUGCUGUUUUACGGCACGCGGACAAUAAAGUCAAAUGGAAUCGAAGGGAAGUCAUGUCUAAUAGAAAAUCAACAUGAUUAUUCGGUAUUCCCCAAAGUCUAUUUUGCAUUCCAUAUUAUAAGUACAUUGGUUGUUUUUACUGUCCUUUCGAUCCUGUAUUAUUUUGUCGGACUUCAAGUUUGCAGACAAAGGAAAAUGCGAAUGAGACGCAAAGCUGAGAGUGCGAGGUUUAGAAGAAUGAUUCAAGAAGAACACGAUUCAAAAGCCAAAGAAGAAACACUGUUACACGAAUCUGACUCAAUCGAACUAGCAAGCAAUCAAAACAAUGUGAAUUCAAGCACUGUAUGUCAAUCAACAAAUAACUGCAUUGAACUAUUAAUUGUGCCAGCGGAAUCAAAAUCAGAACUGACUUCAUCGACAAUUGUAAGUUCUGUCUAUUCAACUGUCAAUACACGAACGUUGAACAACGAAUUUGAUGAAUCUGAUAAAAGGCGCAAUCGUUGUACCCAGAAGGCAUUUUUCAAACGGAAUUGUUGCCUACGAGAUUCUUUGAAUACGUCCAAUGGUUCGUAUUGCAUAAACAUAAAGAUCCGAAUUGGGCGCUCAACUCUCAUGUUAUUUCUCAUAACACUUGCAUAUAUUUUCAGCUUUCUGCCAUUUCUUGUAAUCGCUGUUAUGCGACAGACUGACAUUCGUUUUAUUGUACAGCUAAAUGACUUCGGAUCCGCAGUGUAUCACCUAUGUCUUAGAUCGUACCUGUUGUCAUGCGCGAUUAAUCCAAUUAUUUAUUCCUUUUGCAAUGCUCAAUUUAGAACGUUUUGUUUGGAUACAUUUAGACGUUAGGAAGUGCUAAGCAUUCGGUAAAGUUGUAUGCUUUUUGUAUAUUGCUGUGUAAUGAGUAUUGCUUUUGUGUUGCUUAAGAGUACAGUGAUUCACUUACUCAUACAUGAAUCUACGUUGAUUACCAUACAAUACCAUACGUGCGCUGCUCAGUAUUAAUUUACGCUGCAAAAUACUGUUUUGCUCUAUAUUGUAUGUAUUUAACCAUUAUAAUCGGCAAUGUUUUAGUUAACUGGUAAAUGAUCAGUCAUCAUUAACAAAAAUGUUGUUUUCAUAAGUUUGUGUUAAAAAUAUUUUAUGUUAAAUAUACGUAUACUAUAUAUGCGGAAUAUACGCGAUACAAUUUCUCUGGCGCUCAUAAAAAUUCAUGGCAUA
Molecule: messenger RNA, 2418 nt
Organism: Dreissena polymorpha
Lineage: Eukaryota; Metazoa; Mollusca; Bivalvia; Myida; Dreissenidae
Product: octopamine receptor beta-3R-like
Exons: 2
Coding region: 679-2046 (455 amino acids)
Biological process (GO): G protein-coupled receptor signaling pathway
Cellular component (GO): membrane
Molecular function (GO): G protein-coupled receptor activity
Source: RefSeq, a predicted model, not a curated record